AUGCCUAGCUGCCAUGUUACCCGAAGGAAUCACGAGGGCUGGGAUACUGUCAGGUCAUCCAAGCCUAGACAGGAGAAGUCAAGAGACAGAGUUCGGGUUCGAACCACGGACCUUCCGGUCAGUAAAUUAGCGCUCUUACCACUUAAGCCAUCUCGCCCCCAGAGUUGCGAGGGGAAGUCGAGUGGCGGAGGUCGGAUUCGAACCACGGACCUUCCGGUCAGUAAAUUCGCGCUCUUACCACUUAAGCCAUCUCGCCCCCAGAGUAGCGAGUGUACUACUCAUAAGGUUGCUGAAAAUCCGUCGACAGCCCACGACCGGUUUCGCCCUUUUUGGGGCUCAUCAGGUAGGCGCAGUCCCCGGGCUUCCGUCAAUUUGAAACCAAAGAUACAAAGAUAUACACUUACCGCGAUACUUCGAAUAUCGCAGUAUCCCAACCCUUCGGGUGGCAUGGCAGUUAGGCACCGAAAGGGUGUUACAGCUGAACAAUUUCUUUUUCUUUCUUCGUCUGAACCUUUUCUGUACUCAACUAGCUACAUAGUUUCCAACACCAUAAAAAAGUCAAAUUUUCUGUUCAAAUUUGAUAGUUUAAAACAUUUAGGCCACAGUAGACUUUUGAAUAGAUGA
Molecule: messenger RNA, 624 nt
Organism: Opisthorchis viverrini
Lineage: Eukaryota; Metazoa; Platyhelminthes; Trematoda; Opisthorchiida; Opisthorchiidae
Exons: 4
Coding region: 1-624 (207 amino acids)
Source: RefSeq, a predicted model, not a curated record